UCCAAAACCAAUAUUCAAAAUCUUUUUAUUUGUUUUUUCCUUCUAGCAACCGGCAUGGCUUCGUUCUUGAAUGUUCUAAAGGAGGUUGUGGGUAUCUUAAAUGAAUCUCGCAAACUCUUUCUCAAGAACAAGAAGUUAAUGUUAUCGGUCUUGGUAUUUCCUCUACUGCUCAAUGGUUUAGUUUACUUGUUCAACGUCUUUGCCAUCAAACCGGAGAUAACAGACUUGAUUCAAGAGUCAAGUUUGAUACCUAUGAUGGAUCCAAGCAACCCUGAAUACUUAGCCCAUCUUAUGAUAAUCUUUGAAGAUUUUCGGCAUUUUGUGGUUUCUUCAUACAUCUUUGCCGCAGUCUCCUCCAUCAUCAACCUUUUAUCUGUUCUUGUCAUCGUCCAUGCUUCUGCUCUUACUCAUAAAGAUGACAACGUCAAGAUCAAAGACUUCCCGGCUCUGACCCUUAAAUCUUGGAAGGGACCUCUUGUGACCUAUUCCUACAUUGUUCUUUUCGCUCUUGGCUAUUGGUUUCUCUUCUUCAUAGUUCUUUUUCCUCUUCUUUUGUUAUCUACAAAACUCGAUUCCAUGGUAGCCACGUCCGGGGCUUUGUUUGUUCUGUUCUCAGUGUUUGAGUCAUAUUUAGCUAUUGUUUGGUACCUAUCUUUGGUCAUAUCGAUACUCGAGGAAACUUAUGGGAUUCAAGCUUUGGGGAAAGCUUCAAAGAUCGUUAAAGGGAUGAAACCGAAACUUUUCCUCUUGAAUCUUUUCUUUGGUUUAUUGUCCUUUUGUUUUGCUCAGGUAGUGAGGCAGGUUGAUUUGAGACGUUCGUUUGCGGUUACCUUAACUACCGGUUUGGUUCUUGUGAGUUUGAUAUUUGCAGUGAGGAUGUUUCAGCUUGUGACUUACAGUCUUGCCUAUUUUCAGUGUAAGAGACUCCAAGGCAGUGACGUUGAGUCGCUGAGGGAUGUUGAAUACACGAAACUAUCCUCCAAUACGCUCAUGGGAGCAUUGCCUUGAAGUAUUUGAAGAGAAUAUAUCUCUCAUGAAUGGAUUUUUCUCUCUUUCUUCAAAGUCUAAUGAAUGAAUUGUUUGUUUGUUUGUUUUGUUUUUGGGUAUAUAUAUCAUCAAUAAUCAAAGGUUUGGUUGAAUAUCUA
Messenger RNA from Eruca vesicaria subsp. sativa (arugula), 1145 nucleotides. Lineage: Eukaryota; Viridiplantae; Streptophyta; Magnoliopsida; Brassicales; Brassicaceae. The record is from the annotation of a GenBank genome assembly.